AUCAUGCUACUACAAUUUACACAGGACACCUGCAUUUUUCAAAUCCACAAUUUAUUAAUAUAUUGAUUAAUAUAUUAUAACCUCCGCACGAAAAAGGUGUAAUGGGUGUCCGUGGGUUGACGACCUAUAUUGCAGCGAAUGCGGAACGCUUCCUGGAACCGUACGAGCUGCACGACACAGAUCUGGUCAUCGAUGGAGACAAUCUGUGCAUCCAGCUGUUUGUGCGCUCGGAGGAGCGUAUGGGCGCAUUCGGGGGAAACUAUGACCACUACUUCCGGGCCGUAGUGGACUUUUUCGAGCUACUGAAAAAGUGUGCAGUUAGAGCGUGGGUUCUGCUGGACGGAGGCUACGAACGGAGCAAGCUGAAAACGGUUCGAAGUCGGCUAUUGGGGAGGAUCCAUUUUGUGAAAAACGUGCGACCCGGAUCUAAUCGGUUGAUCAUUCCGCUGUUCAUCAGGGAAGUGUUUGUUGAUGCUUUGAGGGCGGUGAAGGUUCCUUUUAUGCGGUGCUUGUUCGAGGCGGACAAUGAGGUUGCGAUUUUGGCUAGGAAGUUGGACUGUCCAGUGCUGAGUUAUGAUAGCGACUUCUAUAUUCACAACGUGAAGUAUAUUCCGUACGUGACGGUGAACCAUAAGAUCUACCGGAAGGUGGUUGCAGAUGAGGGAAAGUACGAGAUAGAGCUGGUGGGCGGAAAGAAACGUCCCAAUCGGGUCCUGGCCAAGCAAGGUGAUGGACCGUUGGAGGAGGACAACGUUAAAGAGUCGUUCUGCUAUUUGGAUUGUUCGAUGUACACGAUAGAGAACCUGAUUGGUUCGGACGAGCGGUUGAAGCCGGAAAUGCUCCCGUUGUUUGCUGCCCUGUUGGGCAACGAUUACAUCAGCCGCGGUAUUUUAUCGAGAUUCUACGCCUCGAUGAAGGUAGGCAAGAUUAGUAGAAAGGUGGUGGGCCAUCAGCGUAGGGUGGUUGCUAUUUUGAAAUGGCUCAAGCACCAUUCACUGAAAUCUGCCACUACGACUAUCGUUAAUCAAGUGCGGGAAAAGAAUCGAGAUGGUCUGCUGAGGCAGCUGGAGGGAGCCAUGUAUGGGUAUAAUUGUGAGGAAUGCACUUCGUACGGGUAUUUUGGUUUCGUGGAGGAAGAACAUGAGGAAGCAGGUGCGGGUAAAUUUCGAGAAUAUCUUGAACAAAGCACAGCGGAAGAUGAAGUGAAACUAGUAGUAGAAGCAGCUGCAGACGAGCUGGUUGAGUCGGACGGUGAAGUGGUGGCAUCAGACGAUGGCGGUUCUGAGAAGAAUAACCAAUCUGGAGAAGAAUCUUCCGAUGAAGAAGAGGACAGUGAAUUAACGGCAGACAAUGCUUUCAACUGGGAACCGUGGCUGUUGGAUAUUUACCAAGCAGCUUUGACGCCACGAUUUGUGGUAGAUUUAUACCAUUCAAGUCAGUACAUCAAUUAUCCCCAGGUGGAAGACCUAAACCAACCGGAUAGCAACGAAAUUUGCUAUGAACUAUUGAAGCACAUUUUCGCUCUCCUGAAAAGUGGCAAGAGGGCGACCAAUUUCCGGUAUCUGACGAGAUGCGAACGGGUGGCGCAGCUCCGGUGGUUGAAGUUUGAAAAUGUUGAACUGCCACGGGAGAUAAGCUUCAAUCCGAACAAGGACAGAAAUAUGCCCCUUCUGAAGGUGGUGUUCGAAGAUUUCGCUAAUCAAAAGGAAAUCUUCGAAGCGAUUCCCCUGCUACCAGUCAAUAUUCAGUUGUACUUCCUCAGUGUGAUUUUUUGGAUCACAAAAAUUGACACCGUAACAUGUGCCCACGUGCAUGCUUUAAUCGUUUGUCUGAUUCAGCUGCAAAUGAUUGACAAACGGCUACCGAACAAAUCACGAGAUGCCAACGUGUUUCAACGGAACCAGAAAUCGUACCUGGAAAACCAGCGGAAAUCUUUCCGAAAAACCGAAAUCUCCGUCCAGGAAUCCCUUUCGAAAACGACAAUUAAAAAGUUGUCCACUGCCAUUGGCAAACCGGAGGCGAUUUUGACCUACGACCUUCUGCUGCCGCAUUUCUCCAUCAACGAUCGUCACCUUCGAAAACACGGCGAACUGGAUCGCCCCACGGCGCACGUCUUUGCGCAACUGCAAGCCGUCGUGUUGAAUUUGUUCACAUUGAAUGGCCUCCUGAGGCACCCGUUCGAACCCACCCGAAUGCACGAAUGCUACAAUGGGGUAUUCUUGCAAAAUAUCUACCAUGCGGUCCGCUCCCGCCAGGAUACGAUGGAGUACAUCCGGGGGACCGUGUUCCGGUACUCGGCGACAAUGUUCGCCAUCCAUCGACUGCUGUACGAAUGGGUGGUACGACUGGUGCCGCAGCUGGAAGCGCGCAAUGGAACCGCUAGGGCAACGAAGGGAGCUCGGAAGGCGAAGCAACAGCAGAGGAAGCGGGAGCCAACGAAGCAGCAGGUGGCGGACAAUGAUUGCUUGCUGGAAGGAGACGGCGAGUCUAGUGACGAUAAGGACGAAGAGGGUGAAUUGUAUAAUGACUUGAAUAAUCAGUUCAGUCAGCUGUUGCUGAGCGGUCAGUAAACCUAGAGUAAGGUGAGUUUUGGAACUUUUUUUUUUUUUUUGAAUUUGUGUUAGGGCAGGUUGAUAAAUGCGAAUUUGUUCGGGAAUACAAGAAGUAGAGUCGUCUUAUGUUGUAUUUAUUGGUUACAUUUGCCAUACGAGGUUAAAGUGUCGCUCAGAGUAGUCUACAGGGUUGGCCCAAAUAAGUGAAGCAAACAUAAAAAGGCAUAACUUUGAAUCGGAAUGAUCUUUUCCUAACAGUUCAAAUCGGUCACUGUUAGCUUUUAUGGUUGCUUUUAGUCUUUUCGGGAAGGCAUCACACCUGAUGUUAAGGAAUUUCAUUUUAUAUUUUUUGCAAAGUUGUCUUGAAUUUCUCAUUCUUUAUUGGCUUGGGGUUCUGAAACAUGCGAAUACCCCUAGUUAAGUCGAGCACCGUAAAAUAUUGACCUUUUCCUAGUCUAUCUAGGAUCCACUGGAGUUUUCACUUUUCGAUAGUCAACAACAAUACGAUACUAUCGCUUCCCAGAGUUGUCGAGUUUUUUUGGGUGAGGUCCAAUGUGAAGAGGACUCUGAUUAUGCCGCUGUCCAACAUCAUUUGCACCAAUUGACUGAGGAUGAUGAGCAUUUGAAAAUGUUUGUUUAAAUUCUAGUAGUUUUCCUAUCUGAUUAAGGACCUCAUUGUUAUAUUCGGUUCCUUGAUCAGAUCUUAGUUCUAAGAAGUUUCCAUAUAUCAAUAUAAAAUUAUCCACUAAAGGUCUAGAUUUUUUUUCAUUUCGUUUCUUUGGUAGGUUCAAAAAAUGUGAUAACAACUCAACGGAGCCGAGUAACAUAGACUGCAAAAAAAUUGUAUUCAAAAUACAUAUUAAUACGAAUUCUUCUUCUUGGGCAGUGACUUAGCGACUCUCGCCCGCGCUCGCAACUUCAUCCUUUCCUGAAUCUGUCCGUCUUCCUCUUUGAACCUGGUAUUUUGCUAUUGUUUCCGGACGUCGUUUUCAGUUGUUCAGUUGCUAUGGGGUAGUCGCGUCCAUUUCGACCUCAUUUUCCUCCAACACAUCCAACCCUUUCUUUCGACUGUUUCCUAGUUUACUGUAUAUGUCAGCAAUCAGUGCAUCUAAGAUUUUCUUAAUUUUCUUAACUGAUUUACCCUACCCUACUGAUUUUCAUCUUCGUGUGUUUCAGUUUCUUCGAAUUGGCUUCUAGGACUUACAGUGUAUCUCAAAAUUGAUCAUACACCAUAGAAGAU
Messenger RNA from Ochlerotatus camptorhynchus, 3792 nucleotides. RefSeq names its product protein asteroid (gene ast). Lineage: Eukaryota; Metazoa; Arthropoda; Insecta; Diptera; Culicidae. The transcript is spliced from 3 exons. The record is from RefSeq and is a predicted model, not a curated record. Bases 102 to 2570 code for a protein of 822 amino acids.